CCCACUGUCGUGGAAGGAUAAAAAUGGAGUCCGGUUUAGCCUGACGGAUCCCCUUAACAUGUAUGUUUUAUGCUAAAAGUCUGUAUAUAUGAAAAUGCUAAAAGUCUGUAUAUAUGAAAAUGUGUUUUUCUACUAAUGUUUUUUUUUCCUGAUAUUGUCAUAUAAAGUAUUUUUUAACCAGCUGUCAAAAUAAUGAGCUGUAAUUAUGGUGUUGAUUAGAUUUUGUGUAUUAUUGUAACAUUCUAUGUUUUAGCAUACUGUUUCAAUUGGAUCACUGACUCUCUGCUUUGUAGGUUUACAGCUGAAGGUAUUGCGGACAAACAUUAAGGAGGGCCAGACUAGGACACAUGGGGAUUAAGACUCAAUUUGGAGCCUGUCUACCAGUCAGGUAAGAGCAGCUAAGAUGAGAGUAUGAUUGCCAACCAUGUACGGGGUCAUGACUGAAACCUACUUUCUUGCAGGGCGCUAGGGUUCCUUAUGGGCAUCAAGCUGAUACUCCACCUUUUAAAGGUCACAGCUUGGGGCCAAUACAUCCAUGGAGAGCCUAAACCCCAUUUCCAGUAGUGGGACCUAUUCUGGAGUCCAUCAGAUCAUACAUUCAAUUCACCCUGUGCUGACAGGAUCAAGGGACCACAGUCUGAAAUCAAAAUUACUUACAGCCAAGAGUGAGGGAGUGAGAGAUUUGUCUUCAUAUUAACAUUAAACAAGACCUAAAGGCGCGAUUCACCAUAUCACAUCCUCGGUCUGCUUUACUUAACACAAUAGGGAAUGAAGUGAGAACUUCCCAAUUCACACUCAAUCAGUUUUUGAGCUCUCAUAGCAUCAUGGGAGAUUCACAGCAUGUGGAAUGGUGGGCUGUAUUAUCCUUUUCCCUGUUUUCAGAAGUAAACACUCCAUCGUCCCUGGAACAUAGGUCUGGUGGUAGGUGCACCCCAGCACAGCCAGUAUUACAUCAGCUUACAAUAAGUCAUUGAGUCAUUAGAGAAUGGUAUAUCACUACCAUUGGCUGAAGGAUAAAACCAGGAUUGGUGAAUAAGUUACAUUUCCAGAUUAAUUAUUGCUGAAUUAAGGUUUUUAUUGUUUUUGAUAUGUAAGUCCAAACACAGCUGCUCAGCAUAACCCGGUACGCAGCUGCCAGAGCUCCUAGGAUUUCAGGGAGGCGCAUGAAAACCGAGGCUAUCUCCUCACCCUCCUAUUUUCAUAGAGACUCGAGGAGAGGGAGAGAUAUGAGACAAGUACUAAGAGAAAAGAACAGAGAAGGUAGGUGCGUUGUGAUUUGGCGAUAAAUAGAAAUGCUAGCCGAUAAGUCUUAAUUUUUAUAUAAGCAGAAAAACUAAUAUUUGUUUUGCCAUAAAAACUCUGAACACAGAAUAUUUGUAAAUAGUAAGCGUGACAGAGGACUUCCCUGAUCUCCGAGAUUCUAUCUUAAUUCUGAAAGGAAGUUGCAAACAGCUUUCUAAAUACCGCAUGUAGACAAUCAACAUGAUGGCUUCAAGUUCCUUGAUGGUUCUCAAUCAUCAAUUCUUAAUCAAUUGUGUUACAAAAAUCAGCAACUCUGGUGGGUAUAUACAUGGGUGGUUAUUGUGCUAUCGGAUGUUAGGAUCUCGAUCCUCUCAAGGUUUAAUGCUAGAAGAUAGCACUUAUUUAUAUAAAACAUUGAGUCAUAUCACUGUAGCCUGGUCCAAUGUGCAAGAGUAAUCUACUAAAGCAAAGCUGAUGCAAUCCACUAAAACUGUAAGUACCAUGAGUGGCCUGGUGCCUUCCCAGUGUUAUGGAUUAAAUGGUUUUCAGUUUGACAUCCACCUGGGUGCCCAGGAGUCUGAGGUCCAUCCCUUCUUCUUCUUUCCAUAUAGAUACCAAAUAUUACGACGUGUUAUUGUGCCCAUUAGACCACCCAUUAGCUAGUCCUUAUUCCCAUAUUUAUCUGCCAUUAUUCCCACAGGUUAGCUGGCUGCAAACCAAACCCACCAGUGUUCUACACCACGUUCCUCCUACUGGAACGGUUUCCACGUAAUGUCCACCUGCCACGCUCCAGGUGUGUGUUCAUCAACGCACAGUGUCAUUACAGCACGGCAAAGUACUGCGAUAUCAGACAUGAAUAUGAACCUGCGUCCAAAUAUAACCGCACAAGGAGUGUCUUUUAAUAUAUUUUAAAAUAAAACCUCAUAUCUCCUAGUGCUUUCUGAACUUCUUGGUCUUCUGUUAACUACC
Pelobates cultripes (western spadefoot toad) is the source of this 2211-nucleotide messenger RNA. Lineage: Eukaryota; Metazoa; Chordata; Amphibia; Anura; Pelobatidae. The record is from the annotation of a GenBank genome assembly.